Molecule: messenger RNA, 321 nt
Organism: Manihot esculenta (cassava)
Lineage: Eukaryota; Viridiplantae; Streptophyta; Magnoliopsida; Malpighiales; Euphorbiaceae
Product: 14 kDa proline-rich protein DC2.15-like
Exons: 1
Coding region: 1-321 (106 amino acids)
Source: RefSeq, a predicted model, not a curated record
AUGGCUUCAAGAGCUGUAGCCUCCAUUGCCUUGCUCCUCUCCCUCAACCUUCUUUUCUUCAGUGCAGUGAGCGCUACCACUUGCCCCGUGGAUGCCCUCAAGUUCAAAGUAUGUGCCAAUGUGUUGGGCCUCAUUAAGAUCCCACCAGAUGCUCCUUGCUGCAGCCUCAUUGAAAAUCUUGUUGAUCUUGAAGCUGCUCUUUGCCUUUGCACUGCUAUCAAAGCUAAUAUCUUGGGCAUUGACCUCAAAGUUCCACUCGACCUGAGCUUGGUCCUCAACAAAUGCGGCAAGAAAGUUCCACAAGGAUUUAAGUGUCCAUAA